Phasianus colchicus (ring-necked pheasant) is the source of this 3757-nucleotide messenger RNA. NCBI's taxonomy places the organism in Eukaryota, Metazoa, Chordata, Aves, Galliformes, Phasianidae. The record is from RefSeq and is a predicted model, not a curated record.
UGAGAACAAAUGUGUGCAGGGUUAAUGCUGAUGCAAAUCAUUCCAUGUUCUGAUUCUGCUGCUCUGAAGGCUGGAAGCUCCUGUGCAGCUGAGAGCACAGCUAUCAAAGCUGUUGUGCAUCCCAAUCCAUGGGUUGGGCCUGAGGAAGUUCUGCUGGAAUCCUCUUUGUACUCUGGCUUUCAAAUGUGAUUAACAUCUGUUUUCUUAAAUUAGGACAUUGGAGAGAGGCUUUAUGCCUCUGAAUACUUUUGAAUGCUGCAUGACAGUCAUGUGUUCUAGGUAUUUGGCAAUAUGAGGGCUUGGUGAUUCUGCCUGACUGCUUAGAGCUGCUGUCAAAGCUUUAUUCACGUACUAUCUGAAUUAGGUAAUGUGUCACCCUCCUGCUGCUGUAAUUUAGAUCUUCGCAUAGGAGUACCUCUGCCAACAGGACACUUUCUUCAGUGUUAGGACAGAGGCUGCCUUCUGCAAUGAACUUUAUACUACAAACAAGAGCUAUUAGUUCACUUGCAACGUCCUCAGCACCUCUGAUGGUCACCUUGUUCUGUAGCUUACAGAUUCCCAUUCUGGGAAUGUUGGUUGUUGUUUUUUUUUUUCUUUUUUUUUUUUUUUUCUUAGUUGUUGUCUUGUUGUUGUGGUUGUUUUUGGCCGCUAAUGUCCUGAAUCAGUUGAGACACUCACCUGGCAUUCAAGCUGCCGAUAAAUGUAUGUGUUUGCUGACAUGCACAGAGCUGGGCCAAGGUCAGCGUCCCCGGGCUCAGCCUUGUGGACUCAGACGCGUUUGCACCUGCUAUCCAGGACAGCUCGGUUCCCGGCGUAGUGCAAGUUCCACCCGCCCCUUUUUCCGUGGCCACGAUGUUUACCAUCACUCUUGAAAACGCUUUCCCUCUGUUCACAACGGGCCGACCAAUUGACCAACAGGUUAAAAAUUAAGGGUAGGGAGGAAGGAGAAGCACACACCCGCGCCCACACACAAAGGCUGCGAACGCUCCGCCGCUGUGCUCGGAUGGGUCGUUUCACAGGCAGGCAGCAGCGGGCACCCAGCAGCGGGACAACGCGGCCGCCCGUCACCCCGAGCUCUCCCCAGACACACAGCCCAGCGCCUCCGCCCAGCAACACCACGCGGCCCGCCCUGCUCCGCGCUAGGGAAGCCCCCGACGGGACGUCAGCGCGGCCGUCCCGAGGAGAGCCUGCUCAAAACCACGGCGGGGCCGGCGCUCUGCUCAUAGCUGGUGGUCGCCGAGCCCGGUAUCGCCCGCGUCUCGUCGCGGCUCUGCUCCACGCCUCCGUGCCUGUGGCCAGCGGGCCGAGAGACCGCGCCGCGACGGGUCUUGCCAUCAGGCAGGCUGACGGGCACCUCAGCGCCGUGCCGUGGGGCCCUGGAGCCGGGGAGGGGGGGAGGGAAGCGGCUCUCCGUGGGGACGCCUGGCUCGGCGGCUGUGGCGAGAUGAGCGGCAAGGAAGGAUCAGGUGGCUUCAGAAAACGAAAGCACGAUAAUUUUCCACAUGGUCAAAGAAGAGAGGAAAAAGAGAAUGUUAAUCCUUCUUCUCCUUUGAUGACAUCUUUUAAAUCAUUUCAGCUGGAACUUGACACCAGGCAUGAUAAGUAUGAACGGCUUGUGAAGCUCAGUCGUGAUAUAACAAUUGAAAGCAAAAGAACGAUAUUUCUACUCCACAGAUAUAUCAGUGCUCCCAAUGGUGAAGAAGUACUAAAUGAAUCUGAAAUCAAGUUAGAUGCUGUCAGACGGAAGAUUAAGCAGGUUGCACAAGAGCUGAUAGGUGAAGACAUGUAUCAAUUUCACAGAGCUAUAUCUCCAGGACUUGUAGAUUUUGAUGCAGCUGUUUCAUUUCAGUAUUUUAUCAAAACCCGAUCUUUAAUUAGUGUUGAAGAGAUCAACAAGCAACUAAUAUUUACAGCAGAAGACAGAGAAGAAACAACGAACGUGACCUCCAGUUCGCAGGAUAAACAACCACACACUUGGAGCCUGAAGGUGACACCUGUAGAUUACCUGCUGGGAGUGGCUGAUCUAACUGGAGAGCUGAUGCGACUGUGCAUCAGCAGUGUUGGAAAUGGUGACAUCGACACACCUUUUGAACUGAGCCAGUUCUUACGUCAGAUUUAUGAUGGUUUUACUUUCAUUGGCAACACAGGACCUUAUGAAGUAUCUAAGAAACUGUACACUUUGAAACAGAGUCUGGCAAAAGUAGAGAAUGCCUGCUACACGUUAAAAGUACGGGGCUCUGAAAUUCCAAAGCACAUGUUGGCUGAUGUGUUCUCCACCAAAACAGAAUUGAUUGACCAAGAGGAAGGUCUUUCUUAAAGUAAGAAGACUGUCACAGACCAGAAGGGGAAAGGACUUGCACAGAGAAAUCUUGUUAGUUAUGAUUUUUAGGGUUUUGACCCUCUCAAAGCUUUUUAGGUAGAGACAUUUUUAGUUUUAUCUACGAGAAGAUUGUUUGCAAUAGUAAUUUGUACCCAAAAAUACUUUUUAUGGUGUGCAAGAGAACAAAUGUUUGACUUUGUCCUCUCGACAUGGAAUUUCCUGUAUUGCUCCAUUGUAUCCUCUUUCAGAAUGACCAAAUGUUCCACUGCAUUUUGCACCAGAGACUGUCAGUAAUGCCAGUCACCUCAAACAGGUGUGGUUGCUCUUAUCACUAAUUAGCAGUGGAAAAAAUGGUUAAGUACUGGUUGUUCAGCAUUAUCUGUAGGUUUUUGCUGAGCUUUGUUUUCUGGCUGUUUGGGUUCUAUGUUCACAUUGUUUCUAAAAUAAUGCACCUAUAUGUGUGAAAGUUCAACCUUUGACUUGAAGCUGAGGUGGUCUUGAAAAGGUGCCAUAUUAAUGCUUUUAAGCAUGAAACUGAAGCUAAGUCAACUUUUCUCCAGUUGGUAAUGAGGCUAAUUGCACCAAGCAUGUAUUACUGUGUACUCAUCAUUCUGGGACUCUGUUAAAAUUGAGCUCUAUUUAAGUUACACAGAUUCUUUAGAUAUUUUGAUACAAGUUAGAAAAUCAUUUAAAAAUGUGGAACUUAAUGGUUUACAUUUUGGUAACACAUUUUAAUGCAGAAUCUGCCACUUUUGUAGACAAAAGCGGAAGAAAGACCUGCCAAGUAUGCUUAACACACAUAAAUUGGUUAAGGCAAGAGCUCCUUGAAUGAAACCAAUGAGGCUUUGUGCUGGAAGUCUGUUCUCUGUUGUUUGUGCUGCCCUGAGGACCUCCAGUGGGGCUGAGCUGGUGUAAGUAUAGAAAGGGCCAGCCAAGCUUUAAAUAUCUGUUAGCAGGAACUAUAUCAUGUGCAUGUUCCUAUGGAAAGGAAAUUGCAAACAGAAAUAAGGCAGACAUUCUGACUUCCAGGUUUAUCUUUGAGGUGGGUAUGUCACCGCUGGCAAAAAAUCAGGGCUUUCUGCCGGUGUCUGAAGUUAUGGAAGUCUGAUAAUGUACGUUAUGCUAAAGGAAAACAGAUAAAACAACAUGAUCUUUAGACACCAGGAAAUAGGCCUCCCAACUGCAAUUGAAAAUACUGCAUGUUUUUUAUUUUCACUUCCAUAUGCUGUGAUAGUGCCAAUAUUUUUCCCGUGAGCAUGUCCUGAGUAGCAGGGAUCAUCUGAUACAUGGACAGGAAUGGGUAAAUACAUUUCUGUCACAUUUUUCCAUUGUUUCCACAGAAAGCAAUAUGUGGUGGGUGCUUUAUUUUCUCCCUAUUAUUAGUUUUUUUUAAAAAAAUUUUUAAACAAUAAAUUCUGAAAGCAGUCACUGCCUGGA